Molecule: messenger RNA, 1050 nt
Organism: Cetraspora pellucida
Lineage: Eukaryota; Fungi; Glomeromycota; Glomeromycetes; Diversisporales; Gigasporaceae
Source: the annotation of a GenBank genome assembly
AUGUAUUCGGGUAUUUCCCGAAGAAUAUUACCAACGUGGGAUCAGUUCGUUACGUCGCAUUCGUCUCGUUCUGUCUUUGCCUUUUCGAACAAUCAAUGGGGAAACGUCCUAACAUCAAAACAUAUUAUACUCGCGACUCCAAUCCAAAUAUUUAAUCGUGAUAAAUCUACAAAAUCAUCGACUUCGGCUGUCGAGUUUAAGCUUACUCAUCCUCGCAAAAAAGUUCCUCAGUUACCUGUAUUCGAGCCGCUAACGCCGUCAGCCGAGGAAGCUGUUACUAAUAUUCUAUAUAACACACCUGCUCCUUUUCCAACCCCUCCGAAAAGACAUGUUCUAAAUUGUCUAGUUCAGAAUGAACCUGGUGUACUUAGUAGAGUGAGCGGGAUUCUUGCAGGAAGAGGGUUCAACAUUGAUUCAUUAGUUGUAGCUAGCACCGAGGUUUCUGACUUAAGCAGAAUGACUAUCGUGUUACGUGGUCAUGAUGUGGUCAUCGAACAAGCAAGACGACAAUUAGAAGAUUUGGUUCCCGUAUGGGCAGUGCUCGAUUAUACGCAAACAUCAAUCGUCGAACGUGAGCUAUUGUUGGCUAAAGUGUCCAUCUUGGGACCGGAGCAUUUACAUGAGCAAUUGAUUGCUAUUAAACAUAAUGAAUACGACGAUGAAUUCAUGCCAGAGGCAGACCUGGAAUCUGAGUCGCCCAAUGCCACAUCUGUACUACAAGAUGACUCUAUCGAUGAUAAAGUUUCACCACUAACACCAUCAGCGGCGUUACAGCAAAAACAUACACAUCUUCGCGCGUUAAUUGAUCUUUGCAACCUUUUUAAAGCUCGUAUAAUUGAUGUCGCAAAUGAUAACGUUGUAAUCGAGCUGACCGCUAAACCUACUAGACUUGAUGCGUUUAUAAAAUUGGUAAAACCUUUUGGUAUUUUAGAAUCUGCAAGAAGUGGUAUGAUGGCGCUUCCACGCACUCCGCUUGUGGAUAAAGAAGCUGCUGCUAUUGAGGAAGAAGAAGAUACUGGUGUGGACGCUACUAUGCUACCACCUGGUUAA